UUUGGGUUGAUUCACCCGAUCCGACACGAUCUGGGUUACGUUGCAACCUCGUGAAACCCGUUCAUACCAGUAAAAUUCACCCAAGAAAGCUGAAAGCCAGAUCAAGAUGGAAAAGCAAAGCGAUCAGGAUCUGAAACCUCAUGUUGGCUAUGGAACAGAGAGAAAUCUUCCUCAUUAGGGGAGUGCCGAGUUAAGGCAAAAGGCCAAACCACCGACGUCAACGGAAGGCGAUCGACCAUGCGCUUUCGUCCACUAGUGGACGGCCGACCAGCCCGGACUUGCGGGGCAAGAGCCCAAACAUCCAGUCACGUUGCUUCUGCUUGCAUGCCAAAACCACCAAUGUUUGCAUUCCCUCUAACCUUAGUCCGACCGAUUCUUGAUUUCCUUCAGAACCGCGGAUCCACCCCAGAGAAUGAAAAUGGGUACAAAUCAAGGAAUGGAACCACUUCGUCUCCCGAGCUGGUUCAGGUUCUAGAAUCCCACCGGCCCUAUAAGUCAAGGAGAUUAUUCAGCCAUGUUCACUUUCAAAUGCCGUCAACCAGCAGGGUAAAAAUAAAACAAUAUAUAUAUAUAUAUAAAAAAGUAAAAAAAAAAAAAAGGAGGGGGGUGGUUUGUGGUGACACAUAUGGACUAGUUCAAUUCUUGUCAUUGCUGAGUCCUGACUCAGUAGAUCCCGAUGUAGCAGGUGUUAUAUAUCAAAAAAGGUAUUUUUAGAUCCUCCUGAAACCCUCAUUGGUCACCCCGGAAUUAACUAUUCCUCCUUGAUUUGAUAGCAUCCUCGAUAGUAGCUGUCUGGUGCCGAUC
Messenger RNA from Aspergillus pseudotamarii, 804 nucleotides. RefSeq lists its product as uncharacterized. Lineage: Eukaryota; Fungi; Ascomycota; Eurotiomycetes; Eurotiales; Aspergillaceae. The transcript has a single exon. Bases 238 to 714 code for a protein of 158 amino acids. The record is from RefSeq and is a predicted model, not a curated record.